This is a messenger RNA of Adineta steineri, 1443 nucleotides long. The record is from the annotation of a GenBank genome assembly. Lineage: Eukaryota; Metazoa; Rotifera; Eurotatoria; Adinetida; Adinetidae.
AUGCCAGUACUAGAAAAUAUUGUUGGUUCGAAAGAAUCAGAACAUUUUACUAAACAAGAUAAUCCAUCAAUUGUUAUCGAUUAUUUACUUGCAACUUCAACCCAUGGAUUACGAAGUGUUGGUCGUGCAUAUUCCAAACGUAAUCGUAUGUUUUGGCUUCUAAUAUUUACAAUAGCUACAGGUCUUAUGUUCUAUUUUGUUAUAUCGGCUAUUCUUCAAUAUUUUGCUUAUCCAACACAGACAAAAGUUGAUAUUAAUUUAGAUCUUUCAAUGGCAUUUCCUGCUGUUACUAUUUGUAGUGGAAAUCCAAAUCGAUAUGAUAAAACAAAUAUAUCACUUGUUAAUUUUUUCUAUCGAUUAAAUUCACCAAAUACAACAUUCAAUCAGAGCGAACUCGAUAAUUUGUUACUACCAUUAUACAUCGAUUUAUUUAAUCGUAACCAAAUUGAAGAAUGGCAAUCACUUGGUUUUAAAAUGAGUGAUAUGUUAUUAUCAUGUGCCUAUAAUGGCAUUGAUUGUUCAAAUGCAUUUAUUCCUUCUAUAUCGUCUGCACUUGGAAAUUGUUAUACGUUUAACUGGAAGACAUCAACAGAUUUUGUUACCUUAACCAAUAUCAGUAGCACUUUUGUGUUGAAAGAAGGUCUUGGGAUGUCAUUUUAUAUACCUACCGAAAUCUAUUUUCCUGCAACAUGGGCGGACGCCGGUCUCGUUGUAUUAUUACAUGAUAAUGAUGAACUUCCACUACCUAAUGAGAAUGGUCUCUAUCUUAAACCUGGUGCAUCUCAUUUAAUAGUCUAUCGUAAAAGUGUAACAACAUUUCUGCCACAUCCUUAUACUCAAUGUACGUCUGAAGUAGCUGAUGAUAUGCGUUCUCUUUAUCAAACAACAUUUAUUAAUCAAACAGCAUCAACUGCUGUUGCGUAUUCAGAAUCAGUGUGUCGUAUAUUAUGCGAACAAGCUUAUAUCUAUUCGCAAUGUUCAUGUAUUAUUCCUGUACCAUUUUUCUUGCGAAAAGUAUACACACUUGAUAACAAUCUGAUCAAUGCAAAUACUUGUAGUAUGCUUACAAAUGAAGCUGCAUGUGCAUUCACUGCCCAACAAAAAUUCAGUGCUAGCAAUCAUUUGCAAGAUUUGUGGUGUGUUCGUUGUAAUCCUCAAUGUACACACACAUAUUUUGAUGCUGUUCCAAGUGCACAAGGGGCUCCAUCAGAAGCAGAUAUGGAGUUUUGGGCUGAAGCAUUAGUAAACGGAAGUAAUAUUACUAAUACGACUAGUACAUUGCUUCCUAAUGAUUUCGCUCAACGUUUCGACUAUUAUUUUGAACGAAAUUAUUUAAAGUUGUUCAUAGCAUGUGGUAGUAAGUAUGUUACUGAAUAUAAACAAGAAGCUAAAACAAGUCUUAUUGAUACUUUUGCGGCGAUCGGAGGACAAACAGGAUUGUAA